Polyodon spathula (Mississippi paddlefish) is the source of this 1899-nucleotide messenger RNA. Its product is annotated as heat shock protein 30C-like. Gene Ontology annotation, molecular function: protein folding chaperone. NCBI's taxonomy places the organism in Eukaryota, Metazoa, Chordata, Actinopteri, Acipenseriformes, Polyodontidae. The coding region runs from base 112 to 744 and encodes 210 amino acids. The transcript has 2 exons. The record is from RefSeq and is a predicted model, not a curated record. Gene Ontology annotation, biological process: protein refolding; response to heat.
GCAGCUCCUUGAGAAAGCAUAUAAAAGCCUCCAAACUCAGUCUGAGUACUAAUAAGCAUUGGAUUUUCAGAGACAAGACCGGAAGAGGUGUUUGAGAAACAGCAGGAAGGGAUGAUGCAGUCUUUGGCCUCCGAGAUUUACUUUGGUACAGGCAGCGGCUUGUGUUUCCGUGACCAGCCCAGAAUACGUACACUUUGGCCUCUCAGCCGCCACAAAAUGGAAUUCGAUGAAUUUGAGGAAGACUUUAUGAGACGACGAACAAAUGCCAUGGACAAGAUCCAAAACUUUGUGAGUCAAUUUCAUGAAGACUUCCCAGACGAUCUGAUGAAGACCAUCAAGCAUGGUCCAGUUCUGAGUCAAGCGGCAGGACCUUCGACAGCCGGAGUCAUGAAGAUCAGGGAACUCGACAAGAAGGACAAGUUUGAAUUGGCCUUGGACGUCCGAGAUUUCUCCCUGGAAGACCUGACAGUGAAACUGGUGGGGAGGAAGCUGGUUAUCACAGGAGUAAAGCAGGGACAGAAAGCAUGCAAGUUCACAAAAGAAAUCGACCUGCCCAGACACACUAACCUUCCAGCACUCACCUGCUCCCUCACCUCUGACAGCCUGCUAAAGAUCGAGGCUCCUUCACUGCAGCAGCCUGAAGCAGCUGAAAGAACUGUUCCCAUCCGCUUCCGAACAUCCCUGAACGUGCCGGUUUCGAACAGCCAGAAGACAGGACAGGACAGCACAGAGAAAACAGCCUAAAAAAAGGACAGCUACAUCUAAUUAACCCUUCGCUGCCCACUGACAUUGAAGAAAUUGGCAUUAAAUAGAAACGUACCCUGCAGUGGGAGGCAGCUUACACCAGGGGUUAAUUUAUACCGGAUCGCACCGGUUCAAAUCCAGUACAUUUUCGUCUGACAGUGACAGGCGAGGGAAGUUAUAAUGUUUGCAAACGAAGGACCGCGUAAAGAAAAAAAAACGCUUUCCUGUUUCAAUUGGAUGAAAAGGAGGUACUGUAAAUAUAUAUUUUAGUAUGUGAUGUCUAACAGUUAAAACAUGGCGAGGGAAUUGGUUGGCAUGCAGCCACCUACACCAACAAUAAAGACACGAAAAAUGAGAUGAGAGCUUGAGGCAUAUAUGGAAGCAAGUGUAAAACAAGGCCAGAAUAAAUAAAGAUAAUGCGGUACUUUUUAUUUUUUACAAAUUAACCUCUGGGUUACACUAUAGAUAAUGUUACACCUGUACGAUACAAUAACUAACCCUAUACUGUACUAAUGUAUUUAUUUGUAAUUAUAAAAAGUCUUUAACUAGAAUGAUACUGCAGUAGUUAUAAAAAGUUAUGAAGUAAAACAAAAAUAAAAAUGAAAGCCGAGACCUUUCACUAGGUGGCAGUCAUCAACCAAAUUAAAGAGAAAGGAAAGCGUUUCCUCUGUCCAGCUUGCGGCGGUUCAGAUAGAAAUUAAAGAUGUCAAGGAAGGCACCUCCAGAAGACUCGCGGGCCGAAAAGGAGCCGCUGACCGCGGAGCAGGUCGCAUUCAUCCGGAGAGUGGAGCUCGACCAGUGGAAGAAGAGCUCUAGGAAACUGCGAGGCCGGACUAUCUUCACGGGACUCGCUGUAUAAUAUGUGUGUUUCAACACUUGAUCAAAAUAAUUCAGAACAUAGCAUAUAUAUGUACACAACAUGCAAUGAUUGUGCUGUAUUAAACUAAGACACUUGGUUGUGUAAGUCAUCACAACCAAGAUUAAACCCAAGUCAUUAAACCCAAAUUAUUUUCUCAUCCAAAAUGUCUGUACUUUACAUAUUUUCUCUACCUUUAAAUUGUAAAUUGAUUGUAUAACUUUGUUUAAAAGGUAAUAUGUUGUACCUUUGUUUAGGACUUUGGUUUUACAAAACACAGUAAAUGGGCUUGCACAUUU